AUGCAUGUCGAAGACGCAGACACUCCGUUACUGAAGACGUGGAUUGUCAAGAGACUCGAAGACAUCUCUGACGCCGAUUCCGACGUUCUUGCCGAUUACGUCCUCGCGCUCGUAAAGUCCGAAGACCCAGAUGAGCAGGUAAAGAGCAACAGCUUGGAGAACCUCGAGGACUUUCUGCACAACCAUACUGCCUCGUUUGUCGACGACGUUAUAAGCGCUGUCCACACGAAAUCCUUCAUUCCGGGUCACGGUGCGCCUCAGGUUCUUCAGGCUACCGCGCCUCCGUUUAAUCCGCCUAGUGGUCCAGCCAACGGAAACCGUCGGCCGAGCGCGCAAUUUCAGAAUGGCUUGUAUAACGGCGGGGCAGAUCAGUCGCGCAAGCGGACAUGGGGUGAUCGCGCGGGCAGCGAGCAGCGCGACGGUCAAGACUCGCAUUACGGGCGCGGCGCUGGCGGAGAAAGGGCAAUGAAACAGAUGCGCCGAGGAGGUCACCAGGGUGGUGGGCGCGGAGGACGAUUCGGUCAAGAGAUGAACAUUCCCGGCUUGUCAGGCGUUGGGCAAGGAUCAAUGCCGUCAAUGCAGAACAUGCCUCCGAUGCCCACCCCGCCACCCGGUUUCCCACCGAUCGACCCGAACAACCCAUUGAGCGCCAUGCUUGCCAUGCAAGCCAUGGGUGGAUUCCCACCGAUGCCUGGCAUGCCUCAGCUCCCCAUGGCCGGAUCGCCGCCAAGCUUUGGGCAGGGUCCGUCGAGAUUCCCGCAGGCUGGCUCUCCACCGCCCAAGAGGGUUGGGGAAAGAUGUCGCGACUAUGAUACGAAAGGCUUCUGCGCGCUCGGCAGCGUCUGCCCAUAUGAGCAUGGUGACAAUCCCAUAAUUGUACCGGCAGAUGGUGCGAAAAAAUCCCCUUUCCCCGACCUACCACAGCCCGCCAGGCGCGGCACCAUCGAGAUAGCUAACCCGGAAACUGCAGAGUACGACCCCAAGAACGCCUCUAUUGACACUCAUCGCAAUACGAAUGGCCACCACGGACAUGAGCGUCCUCAUCAUGAAAGAGGCCGCGGUGGUAGAGGGCGUGGACGUGGAGACGGUGGACGUCGUGGUGGACGCGCAGCCUUUUCUUCAGCCGGCCCUAACCACGACCGUUCUAUUACCGCGAUUGUUGUCGAGCAGAUACCCGAAGACAAGUUUUCGGAAGAAGCUGUUCGGGAAUUCUUCUCGGAAUUUGGAAAUAUCGAAGAAAUCACGAUGCAGGCCUACAAGCGCCUGGCCAUCGUCAAGUUUGAUGAUUACUGGGCGGCGCGUCGUGCAUAUGACAGCCCGAAAGUCAUAUUCGAUAACCGGUUCGUGAAGGUCUAUUGGUAUAAGCCGGAGACUAUGGGCCCGGACGCAAAUGGCAGGCAGGGCAGUGAAAGCGCCAAGAAGGACGAGGAAAUGAUUGACAUGGCCGAGGUGGAAAGGAAACAGGCAGAAGCACAAAAAGCGCACGAGGAAAAGCAGAAGAAGCUCAAAGAAGCGGAAACGCAAAAGGCAGAGUUGGCGGAGAAGCUCAAGGCGCAAGCCGAAGAACGGAAGAAGCUGUUGGAAAAACUGGCCGCGAAAACCGCAGCAAAGGGACCUUCAGAUGCUCCUGCUGUCGACGAAGCGAUGACCGAUGCAGGCGAAGGCGCGAACGGCACCGCAGAAGGGGAAAAGAAGAGUGCGCUGACGGAGAGCUUGAAGCUGAAGCUCGCACAACUGGAGGCCGAGGCAGAAAGCAUGGGCUUGAAUCCCAACGAAAGCUACGGCUCCAACCCUUACCGUGGGCGCGGUGGACGUGGCGCGCGCGGCGCUUUCCGUGGCCGCGGUGCUUAUGCGCCCAGAGGACGUGGUUUCGACGCCUACCGGGGAUCUUACCGUGGCCGUGGUGGCUUCACGGGCGCGCCUUAUGGCGGCGCAAGAGGCGGCGCUGUGAAGAGGUUAGAUAACCGGCCGAGGAGGAUUGUGGUGUCGCUUCCUGGCGAAGAUGGCGAGUGGACGACGGACAAAGACGAGGCACUUAGGAGUUAUCUUUUUAACAACUUCGAGUUCGAGAGCGUCGAGCCGCAUGAGGAGCACAAGAACGCGCAAAUCGUUGCCUUCAAGGAGCGCUACGUCGCCGAGAACUUCAUAACGCAAUCCACGAACAUCCCCACGGUAGGCAAAGUCGACCUCUCAUGGGCCCCCAACCCGCCCCUCCCGCUUCCGUCCACAGCCGCACCGGGCUCCGAUGCCGCGCACAAGGCCGGCGACGCCGACGUGUCGAUGGGCGAUUCCACUACCGCGCCCUCAGAGACCAAGCACGGCGAGGCCGCAGACAUGGAGUACGACGUUGCGGACGACGACGAGCGCUGGAUGGCUGCUUAG
Aplosporella prunicola CBS 121167 is the source of this 2382-nucleotide messenger RNA. RefSeq lists its product as uncharacterized. Gene Ontology annotation, molecular function: metal ion binding; RNA binding. Gene Ontology annotation, cellular component: nucleus. The record is from RefSeq and is a predicted model, not a curated record. Gene Ontology annotation, biological process: mRNA processing. Bases 1 to 2382 code for a protein of 793 amino acids. NCBI's taxonomy places the organism in Eukaryota, Fungi, Ascomycota, Dothideomycetes, Botryosphaeriales, Aplosporellaceae. The transcript is spliced from 5 exons.